Molecule: messenger RNA, 1737 nt
Organism: Schistocerca serialis cubense
Lineage: Eukaryota; Metazoa; Arthropoda; Insecta; Orthoptera; Acrididae
Product: cell surface glycoprotein 1-like
Exons: 2
Coding region: 1-1737 (578 amino acids)
Source: RefSeq, a predicted model, not a curated record
AUGGUGCAACCAACAGAACAACCAACUAAUCCUCCUACUCAGCCACCAACAAACCCUCCUACACAAGAACCAACUGAUACUCCCACAGAGCCAACAACAGGGGCGCCAAUAGAAGACCCCACAGAAGAACCAACAGAGGAGCCAAUAGAUGAUCCCACAGAAGAACCAACAGAAGAGCCCAUAGAAGACCCCACAGAAGAACCAACAGAGGAGCCAAUAGAAGACCCCACAGAAGAACCAACAGAUGAGCCAAUAGAAGACCCCACAGAAGAACCAACACAGGAGCCAAUAGAAGAUCCAACAGAAGAACCAACAGAGAAGCCAAUAGAAGAUCCAACAGAAGAACCAACAGAGGAGCCAAUAGAAGAUCCAACAGAAGAACCAACAGAGGAGCCAAUAGAUGAUCCCACAGAAGAACCAACAGAAGAGCCCAUAGAAGACCCCACUGGAGAACCAACAGAGGGGCCAAUAGAUGAUCCCACAGAAGAACCAACAGAGGAGCCAAUAGAAGACCCCACUGGAGAACCAACAGAGGAGCCAGUAGAAGAUCCAACAGAAGAACCAACAGAGGAGCCAAUAGAUGAUCCCACAGAAGAACCAACAGAAGAGCCAAUAGAAGAUCCAACAGAAGAACCAACAGAGGAACCAAUAGAAGAUCCCACAGAUGAACCAACUGAGGAACCAAUAGAAGAUCCUACAGAAGAACCAACAGACAAACCAAUAGAAGAUCCUACAGAGGAACCAACUGAGGAGCCAGCUGAAGAUCCCACAGAAGAGCCAACAGAUGUUCCCACAGAUCCACCAACAGAAGAGCCAACAGAUGUUCCCACAGAGCCACCAACAGAAGAGCCAAUAGAAGAUCCCACAGAACAGCCAACAGAAUCUCCCACAGAAGCACCAACAGAAGAAACAACUGAUGCUCCUACAGAAGUUCCAACAGAAGAACCGACAGGAGAGCCAACAGAAGCACCAACAGAAGAGCCAACAGAAGAACCCACAGACUCACCAACAGAAGAACCAGUAGAAGAGCCCACAGAGGCACCAACAGAAGAGCCAACCGAUGCAACCACAGAAGCUCCAACAGAGGAGCCAACAAAAGAACCACAAGAUCCAACAGAAGCUCCUACAGCAGUGCCAACACAGGAACCAACAGAUAUUCCCACAGAGGAACCAUCUGAGGCUCCUACAGACGCACCAACAGAAAAACCUACAAAUCCUCCCACUGAGAUACCAACAGAAGAGCCCACAGAAGAACCUACACGUAUUCCAGCUACCACCCCACCCACAGAAGCUCCAACAACAAGGCCAACUAUAACUGAAAUUCCUUCUACCGCCACUCCUUCAGAUGUGCCAACAGUAGCUCCCACAAAUCCACCUACUACUACAAUAAAGCCAACUAAUGUACCAACUGAUGCUCCACCAACCACUGUCAGUCCAACAUCUGGACCAACAGUAACAACGACGAGUGAACUGCCUCAAAGUACGACUCCCAGCUUACCACCUACUACCACCAGUACAACCACUACUACAACCACCUUGAGACCACAUAUACCAACCAGUUCUACGACGACCACAAGUACAACGACCACUACCACGAUCCGUACCCCUACCAGACCUAAACCAUCUUUGGGUUUCUCGUUCUGGCCCCCAACGCCACGUCCUUUCUGGCGUAGGUGGUGGCGAAACUCGCCAUCAAUAAGUUCUGGCUCUCACGCCAGGAGGCAUUGGCUGUGGUAG